Messenger RNA from Carassius auratus (goldfish), 987 nucleotides. Its product is annotated as C-C motif chemokine 22-like. Gene Ontology annotation, cellular component: extracellular region. Gene Ontology annotation, molecular function: chemokine activity. Gene Ontology annotation, biological process: immune response. Lineage: Eukaryota; Metazoa; Chordata; Actinopteri; Cypriniformes; Cyprinidae. The coding region runs from base 21 to 380 and encodes 119 amino acids. The transcript is spliced from 3 exons. The record is from RefSeq and is a predicted model, not a curated record.
CAUGAAUACUGUCACUAUAAAUGGACUGGCAGUUCACCACAUGCGCUCACUCUCCCUGUCUCUCAUAUGCUGCCUUGAGAAUGAAGACCUUCAUGAAGAUUUCAUCACUGUUUCUGAUGCUGUACUGUGUUCUGCAGCUUACCUCAGCUGGCACAAUGUCGGUUGACUUGGCAAACAGUAUCUGUUGCUUUAAUGAAACCAGUCCAAUACCUCUGAGACAGCUGCAGUCUUAUUUCUGGACAAGUAGUAUUUGCCCCCUCAAACACGUUGUGUUCGUAACAAUUAAGAAGAAACAAUUCUGUGCAAACCCUGCGAGUGCCUGGGUCAAGCGGGCCAUAGAGCACGUAGACAAUAAACAGGCUUCAAAUUCAGCAAAAUGAAACUUGGAAGAUAUUGUCUGAUUAGAAUUUUAAGAGAAACAUUUCAGUGCUAUUAUUGGACAUUAUUCUAUUAUUAUUUGCCUUGCUGAAUAUUAUCUAAGUAUCUGCCAUUUACCAGCUAUCAGGUUUAGAUUACUUUACCGUUUUAUUGGAUUUUGUGUCCUGUAGCAGUUUUUGUGUAAAUAGUAUUUACUUAUGUUUUAAUGAUAUAUAUAUUGUAGGUCUUUGAUUUAUUUUUCCAUUGUUUCCAAGUAGUUUUUCUAAAAAGCAUCUUGUAAAUAUUUUUUGUUUAAUUUUUUUAUGAACAGAAGAAUACUGAAUAUUGUAAUAUUCUAAAGUCAUUAUUUAUAUUAUUAUUAUUGUUAUUGUUGUUAUUAUAUGAAAAUAGGACACAACAACUUUUUGACUAUUCCACUAGAGGGCACAUGCCUCAAACUGUUGGCUAUAAGAAAACGGCUUCAUUUAAAGGUAAUGUCAAGAGCUGAUUUUGUAAAGUUGUUUUUUUUCAUUGAUUGUGGAGGGCUAUACCACUUGCUGGACAUACGAAGUUGACUGUGCAUUUAAACAUAGCCCAGAUUAUCUUAAUAAAUUGUAAUUUUACAAUGGA